Messenger RNA from Arabis nemorensis, 231 nucleotides. NCBI's taxonomy places the organism in Eukaryota, Viridiplantae, Streptophyta, Magnoliopsida, Brassicales, Brassicaceae. The record is from the annotation of a GenBank genome assembly.
AUGCCGAACACUGGGGAUUCGAUUACUACGAGGAUGGUGAAUGCGAAAUACAUAUCGAAUCUCAGGUUGAUGGGGACAUUCAAAAAGGAACCUCUCGCUGCUAAAGACCGUUCGGUUGAUCUUGAUGGACUCAUAGCGAAAGAGGAAAUCGCGAUUAGGGAUAUGGAGAAACUUGGUGUUGGUGUUACCAAAGAGGCGCAGAGUAUCUUCGACGCGUUGUCUGAGACGUAA